CGCCUCCCCACGCUGCCCUUCCCCUUCCCUCCCCGCCCCGGGGAACAUCUCCGGCGACGGGAGCGGCGCCCGGCUCCGCAGCGGGGCGGGGGCAGGAGCCGAAUCACUGCCCGGGCGGCAGGUCGCCCUCGUGCGGAAUGGUGUGAGGGCACUGCGGGGGUGAGGAGAGGUAGCAAGAAGGGCUUCAGUUGAGUGGCCCUCAGGCGUUCCUCGCUCGCAGGCACCUGCCAUAAGGUGCGGCAGGAACUUAGGUUUAAGAACCUGGCAGGGAUGCAGAAGCCUUUGGUGAGCAAGUUUGAGGAGGCACUCUCCCAUGCAGAGCACAUCCAGUACAAGUCAUGAAGUCCCUUGAAACUGCUGCAAUGGAUAUAAUGCUCCCUAAUGCAAUCACUGCAGGAUCCUUCCUCUUCUAGAGAGAUAAUUCCCUAUCUGAUGCACUCCAAGAUAUGGAUAUGGUGGAUGGGUACAGCUGGAUCAUCACUGCAAGGAGUCACAGUCCAAGUCCUUUCUACAGUGCCUGUCAUGUUCAGCUACUGGGCCAAACCUCAGGAUACUUUAGAUCUAGCCCAGAUAUUAAAUAAUGACUUAGCUGCUACAGUAAGAAAGUACCCCAAGAGAUUUGUUGGCUUGGGUACGUUACCUUUGCAAGCUCCAGACCUGGCUGUGAAGGAAAUGCAUCGCUGUGUGAAAGAACUUGGAUUUCCUGGAGUACAAAUAGGGUCUCAUGUCAAUGAAUGGGACCUGAAUGCACCAGAACUGUAUGAUAUUUAUGCUGCUGCUGAACAAUUAAAUUGCUGUCUCUUUGUGCAUCCCUGGGACAUGCAGAUAGAUGGAAGGAUGUCCAAAUAUUGGUUUCCCUGGCUAAUAGGCAUGCCAACAGAAACAACCAUGGCCAUUUGCUCCAUGAUUAUGGGAGGGAUUUUUGAAAAAUUCCCUAAGCUGAAAGUUUGCUUUGCACAUGGAGGUGGGGCUUUUCCAUACACAGUGGGACGCAUCUCCCAUGGAUUCAACGUGCGCCCUGAUUUGUGUGCAAUGGAUAACAAGGUGGAUCCGAGAAAAUACCUUGGCUCAUUUUAUACAGACUCUCUUGUCCAUGACCAUGGUGCACUAAGGCUGCUAACAAGUGUGAUAGGAGAGGACAAAGUGAUUCUGGGGACAGACUACCCUUUUCCACUUGGGGAACUGGAACCUGGAAAAUUGAUUGACUCAAUGGAAGAUUUUGACAACAAACUGAAGGAUAAACUCAAGGCUGGCAAUGCUCUGGAAUUUUUGGGUCUUAGCAGAAAACAAUUUGAAUAAUUAUGAAGAUGUUAAAAGAAACCAAACUUCAGAAACUACGCUGAAUCCUCAGGGAUAUUUCUCUUUGCAUGUGCAAUUAUACAGAUGAAAAAUAAAUUUGAUGAGUACAUUACAGUCUUCUGUUAUUUCCAGAACAAAAGCAAUGGUACUGGAAAUGAACACACACAGGUAUUUCUGUGCGUUUGAGGAUUUAGGCUCUCUUUAAACAAUUCUGAAAUCCCUGCUCUCAUCAAAAAUAAAAGAUCUCAUCUCUUGCAGUUGUAAUCAGAAUCUCUGAAGGAUAAUCAGUGUCACAUUAUUAGGACUUGAUUCCCAGGAAGACAGAGCUAAGAAUAUUAUUAAUUGUAUUCAUCACUUUUCAGUCUUUGUUAUGCCAAAUAAACAGAAUUUUAAACUAUUUUAAAACAGAAUAUAAACAGAAUCUUGUGGAUGCCCAGCAACGGACAUUUGCCUUUAUCCACUGACUGGAAUUGCAGCGUGCCACACUUCAGCUCAGCACUAACACUUUGUAAAUGUUGUGAUAGGAUGAAAAAGGUCUGUGGGGGCUGGUAAUUGUUAAUUGCCUCCUACACCCCUGGCAACUUAUUCAUCAGAAACAACUUGAAUAUGGUUGUAGGUACAGAAAUAAUAUCUUUGUGGGGGCAAUACUUUGUGUGCCACUGUAAAAAUAAAUACUAGCGUUUAACAACAGUAUGUUUUAAUGUUCUAUUCCUCAAGAAGUAGCUCCUAAAAGUCUGGAUACUGUAAAUGUUACAGUGUUAAUGCUCUAUCUAUUGGAAGUCCUGCUGUAGGAAUGGUAAGUGAUUUACUUUAGAGACUAUUGAUUGAAAUGAGUUUUCUUGAUUAUCCAGUGAGCACACAGGCAUCCUCCUCCUGAGAGGAAUUUAUACUAGUUCGAAAAAUGCUGAUGAGCACUUACGGUCUCUGCUCUUGUGGGACUGUCUGCUGGCUACCUGUGGUGUAACUGUUCUCCUGUUCAGACUUUGAACAUUCCAGGAAAAAUACUUCUAGAGAGAAUUUGUCUUUGUGGCUGUCUGUAACUGUCCUUAUGCCUAUGACUGGACCUAAACAAUGUUGAAGAUCAACAGUUUCUGUUGCUACCACCCCUGUUAGAAUACAAAGAAGGCUCUGUCCUUCUUUCACAGUGUUAAAACCAAAACAAAAAGUGGUUUGUGCAGGUUACUGAUAUGGUUUCCUAGCUGUUGCAUUUGAAUCUGCUUGAAGGAGUUCAGCACAGAGCCACAAAGACCAUUAAAGGAGGGGAACAUCUGCCUUAUGAGGAAAGGCUGAGGGGGCUGAGUGUCUUUAGUUUGGAGAAGAAACAGAGAGAUGACCUCAUUAAUGUUUAUAAAUAUGUGAAGGGCAAAUAUCGGGAGGACAGAACCAGGCUCUUCUCAGUGAUGUUUAAUGACAGGACACAGGGUAACAGGUGCAAACUGGAGCACAGGAGGUUCCACUUGAAGAUAAGGAAAUUUUUUUUCAGUGCAGGAGUGACAGAGCACAACCUUUCCAGAGAGAUUGUGGAGUCUGCUUCACUGCAGAUAUUCAAAACCCACCUGGAUGUGUUGCUCUGUGACCUACUCUAGAUGAUCCUGCUCUGGCAGGGGGGUUGGACUAGAUGAUCUUUUGAGAUCACUUCCAACCCCUAGCAUUCUGUGAGUCUGUGUGAUUCCAUAAAAGAAGCUGAAGUAGACAGUAAGUCAGAGACUUUCCUAUAAGAAGGAAAAAGGACCCAGAAAAAAACAGCUUAAACAUUAUUUUUUGUCCUCAGGUGUGCAAGAGUUCUGUUGGCCUAUUUAAUUUUAGCAUCUGCAUGCAAGCACUGAGCUACUUAAAUGUAUGAAUUUUCAACCAGAUAUUUUAAAUUAAAUUUCAAAGCAGAAUAAAGGCAACUUUGUUCCUCAUAUCACACUAUUUUUCCUUCAUCGUAUCUGAUUUUCACAGAUGUUUGAAGGGAUUUAAGAGGAAAAUACAUUGUGGUUUCACCAAUAUAUUUUAAUUUGAUAAACCCUUCUGUUUCUUUAUGAUGGAACCAGUGAAGUUAGUGAGAAUGCAACCUUACAUCUUUGGGGAUUGAGGCCUGGAAUCUCUCCAAUAGCAAGAGCAGUAUUUAAUUAUCUUAACCUGGGACCGAAUGGGUGAUUGCAGCACUCUGCAUGGCAAUUAAUUAACAUGUACACCAUGCAUAAAUCAUAUUCAUUAUGUACUGACAUUACUUAAUGAAAUUCUACUUAUUAUUGAUGUGUUAAGAUUUUUAAGACAUGGAUAUAUAUGGUCUUCCCUACAUCUUCGCUUUUUCUCAUUAACAAAGCUAAUGUAAAAUUGUAAUUACAGUCAGACAAGAACAUUCUUAAAACUCUUCCACCAUAAUAUGAAGGAAUUAAAAAAAUUUAAGUUGAACACCCAAACUCCAUGAGUCUUACCAUUAUUUAAUCAUUGUGUUUUAAAAAUGCUAAGGGCACAAAAAUACAAAGGCAAAGAUCAGAUCCUAAUUCCAACAGAAGUCUUCGCAGUUAAAUUUCCUCUGCAUGUGCAAAGCUUUAAAGGGGAUUGACAAUUGGGAAGAUCAAGCCAGUAACCCAAAUCUGUCCAUGCUGCAUUACAUGUGUCUGCAUGUUUUAUCAGUAUUCUACUGGGUCUAGUGAUAAAAUUGUAACUUAUUGUAUAAAAUUUGCACUAAAACUCUAAAAAUACAAAUUGCAAUGUAAUUAAAGGUGAACAAAAC
This is a messenger RNA of Pogoniulus pusillus (Red-fronted tinkerbird), 4024 nucleotides long. RefSeq names its product aminocarboxymuconate semialdehyde decarboxylase (gene ACMSD). Gene Ontology annotation, biological process: secondary metabolic process. Gene Ontology annotation, cellular component: cytoplasm; cytosol. The transcript has 10 exons. NCBI's taxonomy places the organism in Eukaryota, Metazoa, Chordata, Aves, Piciformes, Lybiidae. Gene Ontology annotation, molecular function: carboxy-lyase activity; hydrolase activity. The coding region runs from base 382 to 1299 and encodes 305 amino acids. The record is from RefSeq and is a predicted model, not a curated record.